ACUCGACCAGUUCGACAUUCCCGUCACCGCAGGUCUUUGUUGUGUUAUAUUUCUAGAACAUUUUUUGGAUCUUCGGGAAAUGGAAAAUCGCGUUGUUCUCUUUUAAUCGCGGUUGUUUGGAUGUACUGAUGGAUUGAGCGACAGCUGUGUAUUUGUGGACGGAGGGUCGGAUAAUCUGAGCCCGUUAUCCCCGGAGAGAGAGAGAGAGCCGCUUUGUUCGGGCAAUAAUAAAAACCCGAAACACGUUUACUAUUAAAAUGACCGACACAGAAAAGGAAAACAAAUCUGAUGAAGACUCAGAGUCUCUCGAGGAAGAGGAGGUUGACCCCAGGAUUCAGGGUGAGCUUGAGAAACUGAAUCAGUCUACAGAUAACAUCAACAGAUGGGAGACAGAACUGGAGGACUCCAGGCAGAAGUUUCGCGCUGUCCUUGUGGAGGCCACUGUCAAGCUGGAUGAACAGGUGAAGAAGAUCGGGAAAGCUGUAGAAGACUCAAAACCGUACUGGGAGGCCAGACGUGCGGCCCGGCAGGCUCAGAUAGAGGCACAAAGAGCCACACAGGAGUACCAGAGGGCCACUGAGAUCCUCAGAGCAGCGAAAGAAACCAUCGCGCUGGCUGAAGAACGUCUCCUGGAGGAGGACAGCAGACAGUUCGACUCGGCCUGGCAAGAGAUGCUCAACCACGCCACCCAGAGGGUGAUGGAGGCGGAGCAAAGUAGAACACGAAGUGAAAUCGAUCACAGGGAAACGGCGGCCAAAUACAACACCACCAUUAGCCACAUGAGACAACUGGAGAAAAAGCUCAAACGCACUAUCAACAAGUCCAGGCCAUACUUUGAAUUGAAGGCAAAAUAUUAUCUACAGCUCGAGCAACUGAAGAGAUGGGUGGACGAGCGGCAGGCUAAACUCACCCAGGCCAAAGCAGAGUACCGGACCGCCCUGCGCAACCUGGAGACCAUCUCAAAUGAGAUUCACGCACGCCGGCGUCACUCUGCUAUGGGGCCCCGGGGCCGAGGGGUGGGGGCCGAAGAUGACGGGGCCGCCACGGAUGAUAUCACCAACUUCAAAAUGGAGUCUGAUGGCAUAUCUAUGAUAUCCGUGAACUUUGAAGAGGAGAAUUGUACCGGCACGUCAGAGGACGACCCCGAGACACAGUCAACCUGCAGUAUGAGCUCCACAUCUGCUCCUCUGGACCUGUCCUGCACGUGCCCCACGUCUUCUGUCCCGUAUCCUCUCCUGUCAUCCUCCUCCUCUUCUCCUCUCUCUGUCGGCCCUGAUCUGUUGCAGCUGCCAGGCUCCAUGUCUCUGGAGGGGUUGGAGCAGGUGUCUCCUGUGCUCGGCCCUCGCAGUGAGUGCAGUGGAGCGUCGUCACCAGACUGUGAACAGGAAAGAGGUGAGAGAGCAGAUGGUGCAGAAGUUAAACCUGACAAUACAAACAGCGUCAGUGUUCAGAAAAGCUCGCUCCUGGAGAAAAGUCUGUGCAGCUUAUCGCUCCAAACCGCAGACGACAACGAAACAGACACUCACCCUUUCACUGGGACCUCCAACACACCAGCAGUGCUGCUCUUAAACAGUAUUUAAACUCCAGAACAUCCACUUGUUCAAACUUUCAGCACAGGGGCCACGUAAUCAAAACAGUGUCGUUUCAAAGGAACCAUUGUGGAAACCUAACUUGAUGAUUUAUGUGAACUUUUAUCAUCUCAGUGUUAUGGAGAUUGUCUCAUCUCAGACUGGUUUUAACCCAGAAAACUGUGAAACAGUGUUAUAAAUGUUAGGAAAACAUCAGCUAUGAAGUGAACUGUUUGUCGUCACUGAGUGGAUGUUUCUCAUGUUCUUCCUAUCUGUGUGUCUCGUGAGUGGAUACAGCUCUUUAUUUCUGUCUUCUAUUGCAUUAAGGUGGCGUCUCACUAGCCGAUGACGUGAUUUUGGUCUGGGGUUUCCAAGGAGGUCUGUAAUACCUGGAGAAAGAUAUAAGAUAUCUCAGUGCAAAUUGCAAUUUACAAUAUAUUUUGCUUGCAAACAAUGGAGAAAUAUCUGUUUUGGAAACAGAUAGUGUAGUUAAGGCAUCUACCAGGAAGGGCUAACUGGCCCAUGCUAACCAGCCAAACCAUGAUCACUUAAAAACUAAAAAUCAAGCAAAAAAAUAAAAAAAUAAACGGCAAGUGAGAUGCCGGAAUUACAGUAGCAAAAGAUAUCUGCACCAGUUUUUUACUCUGUCUGCAUUGUGUGAUGAUGUUCUUCGUCUCAAAUGUGCUCAGCUUGGUCUCAUGUUAAUUACGUGACUGUAGCAACAUUUGUCAAUGCAAAAUCAUAUUACAGGUAUCAUGGCAGGUGAAAUGUCCACUGUGUGGCGCUAAAAGAGAGUUAAAUGUUCGAGUUUUAAAUCAACAAAACCGACCUCCUUACCCUAAAGCUUAAACCAAAACCUAACCUAUACAGGGAUGGAUUAACGACCGGGCCAAUGGGGCCAGUGCCCAGGGGCCCUUGACUACCAGGGGCCCUUGACUGCCCGGGGGGGCCCUGGGAUUUAAGGUUGCACGAUCCAGUUUGGCGAUACACCCGCUCGAAAUCCCAUCAACAAUGAAAAUGAAAAAAAAAAAAAAUAGUGGGAGUGGAGGGGGGGGCCCUUGGAGAUAAUUGGCCCCCGGGCCUUUGCAAGUCAUAAUCCGUCUCUGAACCUAUAGUGUCAUUAAAAGCAAAUGUGAGAUGAAAACCCAAUUGCUGAAGCAAUCACUCCAUUUUCUGAUGCAUCUAAGACACUUUGACCUUGUGCGCUCUUCAGGACUCGUACCCCAGUCAUUUGCAUUGCAAGUGCAAUGCUCCAUCAGUUGAGCUUCCGCGCAAUUUGAUUGCACCUGAAGAAGCUUGUGAAUGUAGUUAGUUAUGUAAUGCAAGUGUUAAAAUGAGUCAUGCACUAGAGUAAGUGUUUAGAUAUCAUUAGAUAUCAUUGUGUGAGGAACAGGACGAAACGCAAGUGUUACUGAUAAUCUGCCGUUCUACUCGUGAUGUGUAUGAAAGUGAAUAAAAGUCAAUGUUGUGGUUGCGCCUCUAGUGUUCAUUUCACCAGGAAACUGCUGCGAUAUGUACAACGAGCCAUGUGAAAAUCAUUUUACAAAAACGUAGGUGUAGUUACGUGAUUCUAUGAGACCAUGUUGAAUUCACUCUUUGUUUUUCCACUCCACUGGUUGAUCAGUAGUUCAAAGCAAUAUAUUUAUACUCAAUGUUUGUCUUGUUAUCAUGAUGUUACCAAUGUCUUUUCACAGCUCAAAAUUCUUAUUUGUGUAAUAUACAGAUGCUUGUAGCAUGAAUCCUUUUCCACUGUUUUGAUUUCACACAGUCAGACUUCUUUAUUCCAAAACAAAGAGCUGGAGCAUUAAUCUUGUGGUGUUGGGCACCAAUCAAGUCCUUUUCUUUAAAAGAGGACUAAGAUUUCUUAAACACUUGACAUAGUUUUUGGUGCAUAAAGAGUAAUUGCUCUUCUUAGAUAGCACUUUAUAAUCACAUUUAACCGUGUUUAUCAAUAAAUAUGGGCCAGACAUGUGUUG
Myxocyprinus asiaticus (Chinese sucker) is the source of this 3544-nucleotide messenger RNA. Its product is annotated as SH3 domain-binding protein 5-like. The transcript is spliced from 9 exons. The record is from RefSeq and is a predicted model, not a curated record. The coding region runs from base 258 to 1580 and encodes 440 amino acids. Gene Ontology annotation, molecular function: protein kinase inhibitor activity. NCBI's taxonomy places the organism in Eukaryota, Metazoa, Chordata, Actinopteri, Cypriniformes, Catostomidae. Gene Ontology annotation, cellular component: cytoplasm. Gene Ontology annotation, biological process: negative regulation of protein tyrosine kinase activity; intracellular signal transduction.